Messenger RNA from Mya arenaria, 3184 nucleotides. RefSeq lists its product as uncharacterized. Gene Ontology annotation, molecular function: G protein-coupled receptor activity. The coding region runs from base 283 to 1581 and encodes 432 amino acids. Lineage: Eukaryota; Metazoa; Mollusca; Bivalvia; Myida; Myidae. The record is from RefSeq and is a predicted model, not a curated record. The transcript is spliced from 2 exons. Gene Ontology annotation, biological process: G protein-coupled receptor signaling pathway. Gene Ontology annotation, cellular component: plasma membrane.
GUGUUGUAUUAACAAACAUUUUAAUUAAUGCAACUGGAUAGAGAACCAGUCACAAAAGUAUCUGUGAACUAUUUUAUUUGGAAGUGUUUCGUCAAAUACAGGGAUAAAUAACGUGAAGUGGAAUUCAUGUGCGUAUUAUUAAAUCUUAUAAUUUAAACUUAUUUGUAUAUUACUCGUUUUGUUCGGAUAUUUGGCGCACGGGACGGUUACAACCAUCAUUGGUUCGACGCGGGGUCAACACUGGGGCUUCGAUUUCAGGCGGAAAAACAAACAAUUACAGAGAUGGAAAACUCACUGGCAUCGUGGUUGGAGGCUAUAUUUAUUCCUGCCAUCACAGGAUUUGGCCUGAUUGGGAAUACACUCACUUUCAUUAUGCUUACUCGCAAGCCUCCGCGCCCCAGAUGGAUAGCCCCUAUUAUGCGUUAUAGGGCAUCGAGACCGCAACCUCCGAGUUCUCCACUGGAUAAUCCUCCUUUUACUGAAUCGGAUACUCAGUCCUCUUCAUCGCAGCGUCCAUCAACCAAACAGGGACAUUCGUCUUCCGUAUUUAAUAUAUCGUCUUCUCCAUCGCGGAAUGCUUCGCCUCCUGCACAAUUAACAGCUUCAUCCAGCGACAAAAAUCAUUCGCCCGCCUCCCAACCGUCGUCCUCAACACCAAAAGAUGCUACAUAUCUUCCACCAUUGACAACUCGUUUUCUUCUUAAGGCCCUUGCCAUUGUUGACUCUUUAAUUCUUCUUUGGCCGUGCUUUAUCCAAUGGACUGUACGCUUAAGCAGUGGUUCAAGUAUUUUCGAUCGAUCGGAUGCAUUCUGCAAAAUAGGAACAUUCUUCAAUUAUUUUCUCUUGCAGCUGUCUCCAUGGUUGCUAGUUCUUGUGACAAUAGACCGUGUUUAUAAUAUAGCGUUUCCAACAUUUAGUCUGAAAACCCCGUUAACACAAACACAUGUGAAACGUUUGUUUAUAGUGACUAUAUUGAUUUUGGCCCUGCUUAAUUCAUACAUGUUGUUUGGUCUCAAUCUGCGAUUAGAAAAAGAAAUGAGCAAUACAUCAUAUGAAAAUGCAACGAAUGCAUCCAGCUCACAGUCAGACUGGGAGUGUUAUCCAAAGGACAGUUUUAAAUAUUUCGUGAUAAGUGUUUGGAGUUGGAUAGAUUUCGCAGUUGCAUUUGGAUUACCCUUUGUCAUCAUAGUACUUGGAAACGUACUUGUUCUCAGGCAAAUGAGGUCAAGUGAAAAGUUUAGGUCAAGAAAUGCUCGUGGCGGAAAUAUGACCCUUCCAGGAGCGGCUGAAAAUUGGGCAAAAGUGAGUGCUCUUCUUGGAGUUACGUUCAUUGUCCUUCUCAUGCCGUAUGUCGUAUACCAAAUCGGUGGAUCGUACUGGUUCAAAAGUCAUCCCGGCCAGGAAAUAGAACAAACGUUUGACACUUUAAUAGUGUUGUUUCGUCUGCUCCUCUACACAAACAGUGCCAUCAAUUUUGUUUUGUACAUGCUUUUGGGUUCACCAAAACUUCGACAACAGUUCGUUAGACCGCUUCACGAUUGUAAAAAAAUGAUUUGCAAAUGUUUUUCAAGUAAUGAAUAACAGCAAUAAACUAUCAUAUUAUAAAGCAAAGAAAGUACUCAGAAAAGACCGAAUGUUUCGAUAGUAAGCAAACAGUCCUGAACAAUCUAUCAGGCUAAUAAUUUAAAAAAUUAUAACAAUUCAAAAUAGGUCAAACCUCCAAAAGGUACCUCCAUAUCAGGCGUAAUGCACAGUUAUUUUUACUAUACGUUUCAUAUAGACGUUAACCCGGAUUAAAAUUUUGAACAGUCCAAAUUUAAAAGCAAUCAACCUAGAACAAUCCAAGACACGAAAUUUAAUCCAAAGAAAACAUAACGUUGACUUUUGAAAUUUCUAUCAAAAUUUAGUAGAAAAAUAUUACCGUAAGGUUAUGAAAUAAUUCGGCUACAAACAAAAAAUGUACAGACUUCCACAUGCUAUUAUUUUUGCAGCUAUGCCGCUUUUUUCAAAUAGCUACAUGCUGUAAAAGCAGGCUGAUCAGGCUGAAAAUUCCGCAUUACUUAUUUCAUUUCGAGGCCAAGUAGGUUGAAGUUUUAUGUUAUAGUUGUUUUUGUUUAAAUUUUCAACGCCGGUGUUUGACUUCAAUAAAAGUUGAAUGCUUUUUGAAAUAAAUCAAUUACAAUGUACAAGAUAUGAACAAAUUCAAUGAAGAUAUCAUUCAACGCCUUUAUUUAAAGCCAAAUAAUCGCUUUUGAAAAAGUGAAUUGUAAAUCCUCCCAAUAAAGAGUUAUUGAAUUCUCCCAAAAGAAAACAUUGUCCAAAAGAUGCAUUGUUUGGGUUAUUAUGUUUAAGUGUUAAACACAUUUUAUACACACUUUGCUAACAUGGUAUAUAUAUGACCGAUAUUGAAGUUUAAAAAAAUUUCAGAUCGUGGUGCGGACGAAAAUUUCUUAGAAAAGUACCAAAAAGAGAAUCAUUUCACUGUGGUUCCGUAAAAUGUCGGAGAAUUUCUGGAUUUCAGGUCACGUGGCGAAAAAUGACAUAAAAUGGACAUAAAAAUGCUGGUAGAGUCUCUGCUAAUAUUCAAGCAAAUAUGCUAUACAAAUAGCAACACGCUGGACAUUCAGUAACUUUUAAAAAUAUGUUAAGUUCGAGUCAAAUACCAAUCAGUAUCCGCUGCAUGUUACUGUAUACGUACCCUGCAGUGUAAAUCAAUAAAAUGGUCCACUGUACGAAUGGCUUCAAUAUAUCAAUAAACAACUUUCGGCAAUUUCUAUGGCAUCUGCUAAAUGUAGACAAUAGGUAUGAUUUUCCAGUAUACUGUUCGUGAAACCUUUUUUGAUGUCGUUUUUAAUAACAUUUAUUGAGAACGGUUUUAUAUUUGUGUUUGUUUUAAUAUAUAAGGUUAAUCAAGUUUAACAACUAUUGAAAAUGCCUUUACAUGGAUAAAAUAAAAUGCCGACACACUUUCCUUGAUUCGGUGUGUUUUGUUAUGUUAUUUAGUUAGGUUUUUAAGACAGAAAUAGUUCAUGGAAAUCACUAACUGAGCGUGACAUGACGAGAUGACGUCGGUGUCACACUUAAACCAUUUAAAUAAGCAUGCUGAUAUUAUGUAUUAAGAAUGUAUUGUCAAAUGAUAUCAUGAACUUCCAAUUAUUGUCAGAUAGUAAAUCGAAAAGCUUUA